CAUGUCCAUAUAAACGCUUCACCCAUCGAGCGCUUGGCUCACCACGGAAACACUCAUUCUCGGUGUCUCUCACUCGCUCUGUACGUACGUUGCCGCCUGCCCAUGGCGUCGCGGUCGCUGUUCGCGUUGCUGGUAGUGGCGGCGGCGAUGUGUGCGUCGGUGGCGUCGGCAUUGCGGAGCAGGGCGGCGACCGACCCGAACAUGGAGGUGAAGUUCGACUUCACGCCGUUUCUGAUCCAGUACAGGAGUGGCAGGGUGCAGAGGCUGAUGGGGACGACGGUGGUGGCGCCGUCGCUGGACGUGCGCACCGGGGUGGUGUCCAAGGACGUGGUCGUCGACCGGAGCACGGGGCUCGCGGUGCGGCUGUACCGGCCGAAGCACCGGGGCGGGAGGCUCCCGGUGCUCAUCUACUUCCACGGCGGCGCGUUCGUCGUCGAGUCGGCGUUCGACCCGGUGUACCACAACUACCUCAACGCGCUCGCGGCCAAGGCCGGCGCCAUCGCGGUGUCGGUGAACUACCGCCUGGCCCCCGAGCACCCGCUCCCCGCGGCGUACGACGACGCGUGGACGGUGCUCAGGUGGGUGGCCGCCGACAUGCAGCGCGGCGCGGACUCGUGGCUCGCGAGGCGCGGGGACGCGUCGCGCCUGUUCGUGGCCGGGGACAGCGCCGGCGGCAACAUCGCGCACAACCUCGCGAUGCGCGCGGGGCAGCACGGCGGCGGCGCGACGAUCCGCGGCGUGGCGCUGCUGGACCCGUACUUCCUGGGGAAAUACGUCGACCCGACGGCGCAGCGGGCGUGGGGUUUCAUCUGCGCGGGGAGGUACGGGAUGGAGCACCCGUACGUGAACCCGAUGGCGCUGCCGGCGGCGUCGUGGAGGCGCCUCGCCACCUCCCGCGUGCUGAUGACGGUGUCCGACCUCGACCGGCUCGGCCCGUGGCAGCGCGCGUACGUGGACGCGCUCCGUGGCAGCGGGUGGCCCGGGGAGGCGCGGCUGUACGUGACGCCCGGCGAGGGCCACUGCUACUUCCUCAACAACCUCGAGUCGCCCAAGGAAGCCAUGCAUAUGGCCACGCUCGCCGCGUUCAUUAACCGCGACACCUAGCAAGCACAUCACUAGCAGCAGCUCUGAAUUCUGAUCCAUCUUCAACGUGGCAGCUCAGCUACACACCCGAGUAAAGCCAUACUGUAAUGAGUACUCCUAGUAACCACAUAUAGCUUAUAGUGUUACUACCAUUUUUUUCUGUCUUUCUUCAUCGAGGCAGAUCGACAUCCGUACGUGUGAGUGUGAUUUCAGUGUUUCGACUGAGAAUUGCAUAUGUACACUUCGUUACGUACCUCCGUGAAACUUGGAAGGGGAAAACGCAUGUAAAUUAAAACGUACUA
This is a messenger RNA of Oryza sativa Japonica Group (Japanese rice), 1385 nucleotides long. RefSeq names its product tuliposide A-converting enzyme b2, amyloplastic. NCBI's taxonomy places the organism in Eukaryota, Viridiplantae, Streptophyta, Magnoliopsida, Poales, Poaceae. Gene Ontology annotation, molecular function: hydrolase activity. The record is from RefSeq and is a predicted model, not a curated record.